Molecule: messenger RNA, 2760 nt
Organism: Helobdella robusta
Lineage: Eukaryota; Metazoa; Annelida; Clitellata; Rhynchobdellida; Glossiphoniidae
Exons: 20
Coding region: 130-2100 (656 amino acids)
Source: RefSeq, a predicted model, not a curated record
GGUGAACUCAUUAUAGCCUCUUAUGAACUUGGGGUGGCUCAUCCCCCAGGCUACCCUCUUUUUACACUCAUCUCCAAACUCUUCAUCACGUUGAUUCCAGUUGGAGGCAUUGCAUGGAGGGUGAACUUGAUGUCAGCUGUCUUCAGCUCUUUCAGCAGCUUCCUACUGCAGCUUACCGUUUUGAGAACGACCAAAUGUAUUGGGACCAGUCUGCUAGUCUUACCUAUCUUCUCCCUGAACAACUUGACCUGGUUCUGGUCGACGUGCGCUGAAGUGUUUGCCCUAAAUAACUUUUUCACAUCUCUAAUCGUCUUCACCGUCGUUGUUCUAAUCGAUGGUGGGGCCAGUGAAUUUGAUAGCAAGCUGUUUCGUAUAUUGGCAUUUAUUUGUGGGCUUUCCUUAACAAAUCAACAUACGAUCGUCAUUUAUGUCCUGUUUGUGGCUUCUUGGGCGCUAUUCAAACUUCAUCGGGCCCAACUUCUUACAAGAAGAACGUUGGCUACCCUCACUUUCAUCACUAUCCUCUCCCUCUCACCUUACGUCUAUCUCCCCAUCUCAUCUCACAUGCAAUGGGGAAAGUGGUCUUGGGGUGAUCAGAGAAGUUUGGCGGGAUUCUUCACCCACCUCUUCAGAGUAGAAUAUGGCACUUUUGAUUUGGGCAAAGGCGGUAUUGGUUCUGGCUUUCAAACAGCCAUCAGGAUGUACUUCCAUCAUUUACAGUCGAGAAUGUGUGAGUUGUGUCCGUGGCUGGCCCUCAUUGGGCUGGUCACUUCUGUGUCUUGGUAUUUAAUAGACAAAUGCAAAAGUUUAAUCCUUGUAUGUUUGAUGACGACGACCUAUCUCGGUUUUUUCUGUGUAAGAGCCAAUCUGGAUCUCAAUAAUGCUCUUCUUCUUGGAGUUGUUGAAAGAUUUUGGAUGCAGUCAGAUAUUGGCUUGGUAUUGCUUGCCUGUGUAGGCUACCAUACGGCCAUCAGGUUAGUGGUGGAAAAAUUUUUGGGAACAUCAAAGGUGCCCAUGACGUCUGUUUUCACCACGAUGGGAUCCAUUAUCCUUAUUGCCCUGCAAUUACAAAACAACUACAGCAAAUGCAACAACAGCAACAAUUUUGUGGUUCACAAUUUUGCGACGGGGCUACUCAGGUCCAUGCCGCGGGGGGCCCUCAUUCUUACUAAGGGGGACCUACCAUCGUUAUCAUUAAGGUAUUUCCAUAUAUGCGAAGGUGUGAGACCUGAUAUUGACAUCAUAGAUGUUGAGAUACUCAGUUAUCAGUGGUCAAUUCGGGGUAUCAAAAAGUUCAACCCAAGCGUCGUCAUCCCCGGUGAUGUUUGGAACCUAAAUAAUUCACUGCUAGAAGAUGGAAGACAUGCAUUUAAUUUCAAAACGUUUCUCGAUGUUAACAUUAAAAGACGCCCGAUAUUUGCCUGCAUAGGAAUGCAAGACAGGGACCCAAGUUGGACCCCCCACUACAAAAUAUGGCCCUAUGGGGUCUGCCACAGCAUUCAGCACGUCACCAAUCCACUGAACCCUAAACUAUGGGCGGAGACUGCAGGUGGCCUAGCUGACAAGUGGCGGUACAAGUAUAACGAGUUUGAUAAGAGAACGUGGGAGAAAGUUGCCAAUGAUGAGAUGUGGCACGCUAAGAUAGCCACAGCCUUUCACUUCUACAAGGAAGGAGUGCAAUCGAAUAACGAUAACUACAAGGCCGAUCUGCUCUACUACUCCUACGAGCUGUACUUCCGCGCCAUAAAAUUACACCAGCACCCAAGUCGAAUGACCGACGUUGAAACUUUUCCUAGUUUCUGGCACAAAAAUUUCGCUCUGGUCUGCGAGAAGUUGCUCCAUGUGACGAAACCGCUGGGCCUGGAUAAGAUAAAAUUGUGCAAAUCCAGCAUCUUUCAUUUCGAGCAGUACUUGCACCUCAGUCACGACGAUGCAGACGCUAAUAACAUAAUAAGCGCCAUUCAAAUCUUGAAACAGAGAUUGGAUGUUUUUAAUAAUUUCAAAAAGGCAGACGAAACCCUCGAACGAGCGGCGAGAAAUUUGGAAAAGUUGGAUGGAAUCGCAGAAAAAAUGAGAAAUUUCACACGAACAACAAGAUAAUAAUCCCACCUUACAAUAUUUUAAAUAAAAUUAAUCGGUCGACAUCUUAAAAUCAGUAUUCAACUAAGUGUAUCGCAUACUUCAAAUGAUAGUCUCAUUGAUACAACAGCCUAAUGAAACGUUGUUGAAUCAUGUUUCGUUUGUUUUCAACUGUACAUGUGGUCCAGAUUUCUACAUCUCAAGCAAUUUAUUUACAAAACAUUGUUACCGUUAUACAUAGGCAUACGUAUUUUAAAACGACUGAUAUUUCCUUUUGUCAUCUCUUCAUACAGAAUCAUGAACGUGUGAGCAAUUUCUAGCGAAUCAUGUCAUUAAAACUUCUAUGAACCUACUUUUACGCUGAGUAGUUUUAAGUUUUUCCAUUAAAAUGGUGAUGAAAGUUUAUUGAUGAUAUUAAACUUUAGCUUGUUUUACUGGAUCAACGUAGCACAACUUUGAUAUUUAUUUUGUUCAAACGAAUCAAGUAUUCAACUAUUUUUCUUUUAAUUAUUUUUUUUCCAUGCUAUUCUUCAACAGCACGUUGAAUGAUUUUUUUUUUCAUACAUGCAUGCAGCUGUUUUUUUUAUUUGUUUCUGUUACUUGUUGAUUGGAGUGCUUAGAAUUUUUUUGAAAAUAUUUCAACAAAAUUUUAAUGAAAUAAACAAAAAUUUAACAAAUGAA